UCAUUCCUGAAACUUGGAGUCAUGGUCCUACCUGACCUUAAGAGCAGCGACCUACACUGGCUCGCGCGUAGGGUGUUUCUGGAAACGUCCGGAUAUCGUCUUCGGCCUAAAUUCCAACCUGAUUAUGUGCCUGAUCCCGAUGCCUCGUGGUAUGAAGAAAGAGCGACACACACACGCGGUGCCAUCAUGGAUGCCACUCGUAUCUCCGACGAGCGUCCAGUAAUACUCAAAUCUGUUUCCACUCGCAUGCACCCACACGAAGUCAAAAUAGCACGUCUUUUCUCUUCGCCACCCCUCGCAGAGAACCCACGAAAUCAUUGUGUCCCUAUAUUUGAUGUUCUGCAAGAUCCAGAGGACGCAGACAAGCAAAUCAUUGUAAUGCCACGCCUUAUUGAAAUGGACAGACCAUUGUUCGAAACCGUAGGAGAGGUUGUCGAUUGUUUUAGACAGAUUUUCGAGGGCGUUGAAUUCAUGCAUGACAACUUCGUGGCUCAUCGAGACUGUUGGGGACCAAAUAUUGCCCAGGAUCCUACACUGCUCUUUCCUUGGGGCUUCCAUCCAGUCUACACUACUCAAGACCCUGCAAACCUCCGUCCUGCAUCUCAUAUCGCUCGGACUUUCUGCUGGCCUCGUUAUUUUAUCAUCGAUUUUGGUUUGUCACGGCGCUAUGAUCCUUUUGGAGGGCCGCCACUAGAGCCGGUCAUUCGUGGCGGCGACAGGUCCCCUCCGGAGCACCACAAACAUCCCUUGGUCUGCAAUCCGUUUCCGACCGAUAUUUACUUCCUCGGCAAUUUUUUAAAACAGGACUUUCUACUUUCUAGAUGGGCCGGGAAGAAGCGGAUGCCUGUACCUUCGCUGCGUUUCCUCGAAGGUUUGAUAAACGAUAUGACCCAAGAAGACCCAUCGCUGCGGCCAACGAUCGGCGAAGUCAUUGAGAGAUUCGAUGUACUGUGUAGCUCUUUGACUCAAUGGCAUCUGCGGCGACCAGGUCAAAAGUACGCAUUCCAUCUUGGCCUAUUCUUCUCUCAAGUUAACCGGACACUACGCUGCAUCCCUCCGAUACCGCGGUAUCAACCGCGAAUGGAUCGGGUCCCUCUGAGCCAGUUGAUGCGAGAGUUUUUUACUCAGACCCCAUCGGUUAUGAAGUGA
Messenger RNA from Mycena indigotica, 1149 nucleotides. RefSeq names its product Protein kinase domain-containing protein. The coding region runs from base 22 to 1149 and encodes 375 amino acids. The transcript has 5 exons. NCBI's taxonomy places the organism in Eukaryota, Fungi, Basidiomycota, Agaricomycetes, Agaricales, Mycenaceae. The record is from RefSeq and is a predicted model, not a curated record. Gene Ontology annotation, molecular function: protein kinase activity; ATP binding. Gene Ontology annotation, biological process: protein phosphorylation.